Molecule: messenger RNA, 1871 nt
Organism: Lentinula edodes (shiitake mushroom)
Lineage: Eukaryota; Fungi; Basidiomycota; Agaricomycetes; Agaricales; Omphalotaceae
Exons: 4
Coding region: 210-1823 (537 amino acids)
Biological process (GO): chromatin remodeling
Source: RefSeq, a predicted model, not a curated record
GCCGUAUUGCCGUGUUGCCGAUUAGUGCCGUGCGCUUGAUUCACAGUUAUCGGAUUGUGCUUUAGUGUGUAGAGCUAUUGGAAAGAUAUCUCCCCUCUUCCGUGUAUACGAGGCAGUACAGGGCAGUACAUGCUGCAACGCAGCGGAAAAUUAUCUUCUUCAACUACGCUUGCCUGAUAUUAUUUCUCUGGAUCAUCUCUAUAUUAUCAAUGCCAACAAUCUCUAAAAAUAAGAAUGCUUCCCCUCCGACGACAGCAAGACUUAUUACUGGCGAUCGCAUCAUUGCAUAUGAUGUUUAUCUCAAGGAUGGAAAGUACACUGUAGACUGUGACGUUUGUAGUCAGUCAAUUGUUGUUGGAAAAGGUGCCUAUGCGAGACACGGCGCUGAUUGGCAAAACGGCAACAUGGCUACUAAAGCUGUUGCCAAACAACCCCAACGGGUAUUGCGAUCUCAGCGCUUUUAUCCUGUGGUGCCCCCUGUGGCUACCUAUCUAUUUAUAUUACUCCCAAUGCCGAAUCCCAGUUUCACUCUCACCGAGAUUCAACAACUUCAGGCUGAAGGAUUGGUCCUGCGAUAUCCAGAUGUUCUGAUGAACGCUCAAGUAACACUGGAGGGCUCAAUUAGUUUGUUGUUGAGAGCGGCUCAGCAAGCCAUGACGGUGCCAUUUGUCUGGUCGUGGAUUGACCGCGCACUGGAUGGGCAAACAUUCAUUGUUUUCUUGCCUUCGCACACUCCAUUCCCAAUCGACGGUAUUCGCUGGCCUGAAUCUGAAAAUAAAUACAGCAUCAACCAGGGAACGCCAAAAGAGCUCGAAGUAUGCGAAGCCAAAUUUGGUUUUGUCCCUGGAUCUGGAGAGACGAUGGCGGCGAGGAUUAGAAGGAGAUAUCGAUUGGUUCAUGGCGGCGGAAUGGGCGGCAUGGGUGCGAUGCCUCAGUUAUGGGUUGUACACUAUACUCGAGGGCCAAAUGGACCACCCAUACCUCCCGCCAUUGCUAAUCAACUAGCGAGGAUGUAUCCGUUAAGACAAGUAAACGAGCCUCCCAUGUUUGUCGCAGGAGAAAAACUGGGUCAGAAAGUCUUUCCAGGACAGGGUGGAAUGGGCGGAGGCAUGCCUAGCGGGGGUGCUGGAAUGGGUAUGGGUAUGGGUGCCGGAAUUCCAAGUGGGAUGCCUGGUAUGCAAUCAGGAAUCGGCGGCGGUGUGGGAGGAGGUAUGCCCGGUGGAAUAACUGGCAAUAUGGGUGGGAAUAUGGGUAUGCCUGGCGGAGCAGGUGCUUUCAACCAACAGCAAGCGCAAGCCCUGAUCGCACAACAGAACUCCAAUAUGGAAAUGCUAGAAGCCCGUAGGACUCAUUCUCUCGGUGGACGUGCCGGUCCUCUUCCUCCUGGUGCUCCUGUCCCGGGUGCUCCUGGCAUGCACGGUCCACCCGUUCCUGGUCCCCACGGACGAGGCAUUCCUCCUCCAGGUGUUGGUGUUCCUGGAGUUCCUCCCGGUAGAAGACCGGUAGGUGCACCGGGUGGUCAAGGCUCACCAGACGACGACGAUUCAGGAGACGAAAUCGAUUCGAUAUCAACACGUACACAUGCUCUUAUGAGAUACAAGCGGAAUCAUGAUCUAAUGAAUGAGGUUUUUGUGAAAGCCUCUUUUGGCGUUCAGCCAAACUCUAAACCACCAACUUCUCCAUACGCCAUAUUCGAUAAGAAGGAGUUAGAUGAGAAAGCGACUUUCCACCGAAAUUGCAGCUCUACAAGCUCGUGCAGAGGAAAAGAUUCGAAAAAAGGUCGAACGAAAAAACCGAAACAGUUUCAAUGGGCAAAUGAUUAGUGGUACUCUCUCUCCGUCGUCAUUGAGUAAAAGUCCGACACCACAACC